Molecule: messenger RNA, 2710 nt
Organism: Parasteatoda tepidariorum (common house spider)
Lineage: Eukaryota; Metazoa; Arthropoda; Arachnida; Araneae; Theridiidae
Source: RefSeq, a predicted model, not a curated record
ACAAUUCGUAGUCGACAUUGAUGAAUGGGCAACAUAUGCACUUACGAAUGAACUGUUCUGAAAUGUACGGGGGUUAGUCGUAUGAUUGCAAGUUAUCUCAAGAAAAGAAAUAUAGUCUAGUUUUAUCAGACGAACAUGAGUAGGUGUGAAGUGAUUGUAAGAGAUAAUGAUAGAAUCCGUAAGGAUAAAAGAUCUGGAAGCUGGACACUCAUGACUUUUAAAACAGAAUCGACUGAAAGAGCUGACUUCAUAAAUCAUUUUUCUGAACUUCCUUCUUUGCAGAGUAUUGCAGUCGUGUCGAUUGCAAUUGGGCUAUGUACGGCUCCUGAUAUAAGGAAUGAAAUGACAUCUUCUUUCUUAUCAUCUCUCAUAAACUAUAGCAAGGAUAUGGCUGAGUUGGAGAGCAGAAUAUUAAACAAAUUGUCUAAUAGCUCUUUGCCCUCAUCGCUGAAGACAAAAAUCUCAUACGUUAUUCGACCCAUUUUGUGGCAGUUGUGGAAAGCGUUUCGUAGUUACUGUAGAUGGACAGGAUAUAAAGAAAAUCUCUGUGAUGAGCAUUACAUGAAGUGUGGUACAAUUUAUUGGACAGUUGAGGGGACAGUUGACACAGUGAAAUCCCUUACGGAACUAUUCAAUAAUGGAAGCUUAGGAAGCUUAGAUAUUUGCCAUUUGUAUGAGAUAGCCUGCUCUCACUGUUUAAGGGAAUAUGCUUCGAUUUUGUGGGAGAAGAUUCCAGAGGAAUUUAGAAACCGAUUUAGAAUCGCUACGGUAACAAAUAAAUACCACCACGAUUUGAUUAUAUAUUGGACAUGUGUCCUCGAGAAUAAUUUAGGGAGUUUUCUAACUAGACUCAUAGAUCCUAAAAAUGUAUACGAUGAUAAGCUUAGUAUUGAUGCAAAUAUGAUUGCUUGUUCGAUUCUAAUGGGUAACAUAGUUGCCCUAAAGUAUUUUUGGAAAAAAUUGACGGAGAAUGAGAAAAAUGAUCAUUUGAGUAAAUGGCUUUUGCAAGCCACUCGACGUGUGGGAGUUCAAAAUCCUUCACUUUAUGUGUAUUCUUCAGAAGCUUUAGAUGUUUUAUGUUUUUUAUUAUCUCAUAUCAAUCGUAGAACUCAAAUGAUCGAAUUUUUUCGGAAUCAUUCUCGAGUAUUAGUGUUUUUGUACGAAAGUUGGCCAUAUCAAAGAAUAUUCUUGUCCACUAUUUCUGAACUAUUGGAUAAUCUUCAAGAAGACAUUUAUUCAUGUAUAAUGCUGAAUAUUAGUUCCAAGAUGAGUAAAAUGGGAAAUGAAAUGAUGAUUUUUGAAGAAAUAUGGAGUGCCAGUUCAUUUAGACUAAGACGAUCAUUUCGGAAAAAUGAGCUUCUUUGCAAAGAAGUGUUGUUGCAUUUGCUGAAAUUAGAAAAUCUGAACAUGGCUAUUAGGAUCUUCAAUGAUGCUUCCAAAGAAGAGAUUAAGCUAUUUAUCUGCUUCAUGUUUGGUCGGCCUGAAUUUCGCCGUGCUAUUUAUUCAAGCAAUCUGAAUUCGCUUCACAUGUUAUUAUCAAAAUCUACCUUGCCACCAGAAUGUUAUCCCUAUAAAAUGAAUAGCAGCGAGCAAGAUAGACUGAUAAUAUCGUGGCUAAUUAGACUUAGCAAUUGUCAUAUUUGUAUUGAGUGGAUAUGCGAUGGCAACAUCCAAGCUGCUGAGUCCUUCUUGAUUUGGGUUUAUCAAUCUGUGGAAAUUGAAACAUUUAAGAAAACAAUAUCAUCUCCAAAUGUUAUCUAUUUGACAUUAAUAUUUUUGUCCAACUAUGAGCGUGUGGACCAGUUCAUGAAUUGGUAUUUCCGGACGGGAGAGGAAAUUCAACAAUUUAAAGCAGACUUUGUGCGAAAAUGGAGUAAUUAUUAUUUCAAGCGAUUCAUAGACAUGCCGUUCAUUGUAUCAAGAAGAGAAGGCGAUGUGUUGCAAAAAUUUAUAAACUACAACUUGUCUUCUCUUGAAAACGUUGUAGAAUUUCGACUUAUUUGUCGUAGUUGUAUAGAGUAUGCACUGAGUAAAGGUUUUCUUGAAAGUGCCACCUUACUUUUGAAUGCAUCUUUUGAUAAUAUCAAUGAAGUGAAGCGAUACAAAAACGAACUUAUACUAUCUGAGAAAGGAAUUAAAAAGGAUUUAAUCUUAAAGCAAUCACUAACUGAUGCUGACUGGAAUCAUGUGAAAGAAAUUGUAUUGUGGUCGUCGCCUCUAACCUUAAAUACAGUCACAGAAUUAAAGUCACUAAUUCUGGAGCAGAAGAAUAGUCACUCUUUUCAAGAUAAAUUGAAUCCACAGAUUUCAGCUCUCCUUGAUUUACUGGAGAAUGUUGUUGAGAAAGAUAGCAGAUUAUAGUUGAUCAUUUUUUUGCUAUCAAUAACGAAUUUAAAUAAAAUCAUAUUCACUGUCAAAAUACAAAUCAUUUUCACUGCUCAAUCACUGUCAAAAGAUGAAUUGUGUUGUGAUAAAUAUGUAAUUCCAUUUUUGAGCGUUAGUUGUUUAAUGUUUAUGAAACAAUAUCCGCUAUACAUUAUUUGCCACAACUUUAAUAAUUAAUUUAAUUGUCGCAACUUUAUUUUUUUAUUCUCGUUAUAUCUGAAGAGAAAUCAACAAUUUUAAGUGGUUUAUUUUUCCUCACUAUUCCCAAAAACAGUCACUAGGAAGAUGUUCAAAAGGAAAGGAAAUAACAGAAAAAAGAAGAAAA